Molecule: messenger RNA, 3606 nt
Organism: Wyeomyia smithii (pitcher-plant mosquito)
Lineage: Eukaryota; Metazoa; Arthropoda; Insecta; Diptera; Culicidae
Gene: Tnpo-SR
Product: transportin-3
Exons: 6
Coding region: 429-3263 (944 amino acids)
Biological process (GO): protein import into nucleus
Cellular component (GO): nuclear membrane; cytoplasm
Molecular function (GO): small GTPase binding
Source: RefSeq, a predicted model, not a curated record
ACGAAACUGAAUGUGAGGCCUUGCCGUUUUCUCAUCGAUUGCAAGAGAAACUUUCGAAACUUCUACGGCGCGUUGACGUUCUGAAGAUAAAUUUAUUCCGUGAAAAUAGUGUAAGAUUGAAUAAAAAAUUAGAAUUUCUGUGCGGAUUAUCUUAUUCUCCGAAGAAAAUAGGUGAAAAACGUAAUUUAGUGCCAUUUUGAUAAGAAAAGUAGCUGAAUAAUAGGAAAAGUAGCAUUGAAAAGUGCUUUCAGAAAGGACUGCGACUGCAAAAAGUAGUAGAGCCGAAGAGUGGUCGAUCGAGCAGCAAGAAUCUAGAGUACCGUUGGAUUUAUCCAGGUACAAAGAUAGAUUUAUUAUUGAAACAUCGUUGAAGUGCACAAAUCGAGUGAUUCUGCCUUAGUUUCGUAUGUACGGACGUUAGUUUUACCAUGGAACAACCAACAGCGGAAGCGGUUCUCCAAGGUGUAUACACGCUGUACAAUAACCCUAACAAAGUCGAAAAAGAAAAAGCGUCAAAAUGGCUAGAAGCCUUUCAGAAAUCAAUUCACUCAUGGGAAAUAGCAGAUCAGCUCCUGCAGCAAAAAUACGAUCUUAAUUCGUGCACAUUUGCAGCACAAACAAUGCGAAACAAAAUCCAGAAUAGCUUUCAUGAGCUACCGGAAUCUGCCCACGAAUCCCUGCGACAGAGUUUACUGCAGCACAUCAGCCAUAUAACGCUUGAGACAAAACCCGUAAUAGUUACACAGUUAUCGCUGGCGCUGGCUGAUUUAGCAUUGCUGAUGUCUUCCUGGCAUAAACCUGUCGCGACUCUGUUGGAACGCUUCUCGAGCAAUCCUAACAUGAUGUACGCAGUCAUAGAACUUUUAACCCUUAUUCCGGAAGAAGUAAAUUCUCGUUACCUGCGAUUGGGCGCGAACCGAAGAAAAGAUGUUCUCACCGAUCUCGAAACAGAUUCAAGCUUAGUCAACGAUUAUUUGUUGAUGUGUUUGAUGAACUGUAACGACAAUGAAAUACUCCAAACAAAGAUUUUAAAAUGUUUUACGUCAUGGCUGCACAUAAAUGCUUUCAAAAUGGCCCAGCUGGGAGAUAACAUGAUUGUUGCAUACUCCUUCCAAGUAUUAAGUAACAUCCACUCGAAGCCAGAAAUUCACGACGCUGCAACAGAUUGCCUGUGUGCGUUACUGCAGUGCGUGGAAAUGAACAAUAAUGGGAAUGGUUUGGAUGUGAAUCUCUUCAACGGAAUUCUGAGUUUGGAGGAGGCAUAUAAUAUGUCGGUCGCACAGGAGGAUCUCGACAGAUCAAUAAACUUGUGCAGACUAUUCACCGUACUGGUAGAAAGUAAUUUGACGAGAAUGGUUGCCGGAUCGGAAGCGACAACACCCCACUUCUCCGUAAAAUCGCUGGAGCUAGUGCUCAAUUGUGUUGGGCAUUACGAUUUCGAAGUGGCGGAGAUUACGUUUAACAUGUGGUAUCGACUCAGCGAGGAUUUAUAUCAGCGAAACAACGAAACACUGACCGCACACUUCAAGCCGUACGUGGAAAGGUUAAUUGCUGCCCUUUACAAGCACUGUCAGAUGGAAUCGGAUCACGAGGGUCUGAUAGAAGAAGGAGAUUCUUUCAAGGAUUUCCGCUUCAAGGUUUCGGAGAUUAUAAAGGAUGUGAUCUUCAUCGUCAGCUCGAUUAGUUGCUUCAAGCAAAUGUUCGUCAUACUACAGAGCCCAAAUGUCACUUGGGAAUCUAGCGAAGCGGCUCUCUUCAUCAUGGAAAACGUAGCCCGAAACAUAUUACCAGAGAUAAUGCAAUUGGGAGAGCGCGACAUACCAUCGUCCAGGUUCAAUCAGCUCUGUGAGGAGAGCGAGGUUGUCCCAAAAGUGGUAGAGGCUAUCCUGAAUUUGCCCGAAAACUGCCACAUAGCCAUCCGAUACACUUCGAUUAACAUCUUAGGUGAACUUUGUGAUUGGAUCGAUUCGAAUCCGGAGACGCUGGAACCGAUUCUGAAUUUUUUGCUGUGUGCGUUGCAGCAGAAAAACGGCCUGGCGACAGCUGCUGCGAAUGCCCUGCAGUCGAUUUGUUCAGCCUGCAAAAAACACAUGCUUGGUCACAUCAGCGGACUGAUGGAAAUUGCGCGUUGCUUAGACGGGUUUGAAAUUCAAACCGAAUCGGCAAUUGGUUUGCUGAAGGGCAUAUCCAUUAUAAUAGGUCGAUUGCCACAUGCACAAUUGACAACGGCGAUGCAAGAGCUCUGCAACUUCCAGGUGCAAGCACUCAAUCAGUUAACCAGCGUGGAAGAUGAUGGACUCGGUGUGAAAAAGGAUCGCCACGAUCCCGUAUUUUGGGUGGACCGCUUAGCUUCAAUCUAUCGGCAUGUAAACCCAACAGUUUUGGUUAACGAAGUGAAUCCGUGCGUUUAUGUGAUUGUUAACAACUGGAGUGUGUUGUCACGUGCGAUGGAAUGUUACAAAAACGAUUCCAAAAUAAUGGAACGAAUAGUUAGGUGUAUUCGCUAUGCCAUUCGCUGCAUCGGAAAACAAGCUAUGCCAAUUUUGGAACCCUUGGUGAAACAAAUUAUCACAAUUUACUCAGGCCACAACCACAGUUGUUUGCUGUACUUAGGAAGCAUUUUAGUAGAUGAAUUUGCUUGCGAAACCAGCUGCAUACAGGGACUAUUGAAUAUGCUACAAGCAUUUAUUGAGCCAACUUUCCAAGUACUGCAAAUGGAAAAUGGUUUGAAAAAUCACCCUGAUAUGGUAGAUGAUUUCUUUCGACUAGUGGCGCGUUUUAUUCAGCGUUCGCCAUUCCAGCUACUGCAGAGUCCUUUAGUAACGCCAAUAAUACAAUGUGGUCUACUAGCCUGUACUCUUGAUCAUCGAGAUGCUAACCUCUCCGUGAUGCGUUUCUUCUGCAGUUUGCUGAGCUAUGGCCGGCACGAUCGGGCAGAUGAAUUACGAUCGAUAGUUCAUAGCAUAUUAUUGCAACACGGUGAAUCAUUGAUCAUGAAUCUGUUGUAUGCUUCUGUGUUUUGCCUGCAUUCGUACAUGCUUUCCGAUGUGGCCGAUGUGUUCGUCGAGAUUAAACAGCUUAAUCCUCAGCAGUUGGAGGGCUACGUACGAAAAGCGGUUGAUGCUCUGCCAAAAAAGAAUAGUGGAGGUUGCGUAACAGUCACCAAUGAACAGAUGAUAGAAUUCGUUGAAAGUAUCGUAAAAUCUGAAACACCGAGAGCGGUAACACAAGCUUUACAAGAGUUCUCACGGUUAUACCGAUAAGCCACAGAGAUACGAGACUCGCUGUGUAUGGAACAUUUUUAUACGAUCAACAGCCUGCAUGCGAGCGCAUUUGACUUUGACAAGAAAGUUGUUUAUGGUGUAUAUAAACUAGUGCUGAUGAAAGUUUAACUGUAUUCCUACUUGAUGCAGGAAAUAUUCUAUAUAGUUAACCAUAAAAAAGAAUGCAUUGGAUGGCGAGAUUAGUGUCAAUGAUUAAUAGUAGAAAAAUCAACACUACUCGCAAAAACGGCGCGAGUGAUCAUUUUAGGAAAAGUCUAAUAUAAAUAAAAAUACAAGACUAAAAUUGUAGGAUGAUAUUGAAUAAAAAUUGACAUUUAUUGAA